Messenger RNA from Trypanosoma theileri, 1062 nucleotides. RefSeq names its product putative glycogen synthase kinase-3 alpha. Gene Ontology annotation, biological process: protein phosphorylation; signal transduction. Gene Ontology annotation, cellular component: cytoplasm. Gene Ontology annotation, molecular function: ATP binding; protein serine/threonine kinase activity. The transcript has a single exon. Bases 1 to 1062 code for a protein of 353 amino acids. Lineage: Eukaryota; Euglenozoa; Kinetoplastea; Trypanosomatida; Trypanosomatidae. The record is from RefSeq and is a predicted model, not a curated record.
AUGUCUCUAAAUCUCGCUGAGGCCGCAGAUGAGCGAAGCUACAGAGAGAUGGAGAAGUACACGGUGGAGCGGGUGGCAGGACAGGGAACAUUUGGCACCGUACAGCUUGCUGUGGAGAAGUCUACAGGUGAGAAUGUAGCAAUUAAGAAGGUUAUUCAAGAUCCACGUUUUAAAAAUCGUGAGUUGCAGAUUAUGCAAGACUUAACUCGCCUUCAACACCCAAAUAUUGUGAUGUUAAAAGGGUAUUUUUACACCGUCAGUGAAAGCCGACAGGGUGAUGUUUAUCUUAAUGUUGUUAUGGAGUUUGUUCCAGACACAUUACACCGAACCUGUCGAAAUUAUUUUCGUCGCCUAUCGAGUCCACCCAUGAUAAUGGUGAAACUCUACAUGUAUCAAUUACUUCGGAGUAUUGCAUGUUUGCAUUUACCCUCAGUUAAUGUGUGUCAUCGUGAUAUUAAACCACAUAAUGUGCUUGUUGAUGAAUCAACAGGCGAUCUUAAACUCUGCGAUUUUGGAAGUGCCAAGAAGUUGUCACCAACAGAGGCAAGUGUGGCGUAUAUUUGCUCACGGUACUACCGUGCCCCCGAACUCAUUUUUGGUAAUCAGCAUUACACCACAGCGGUGGAUAUGUGGUCUGUUGGUUGUAUCUUUGCAGAAAUGUUACUUGGUGAACCAAUAUUUUGUGGUGAAAACACUGCCGGCCAAAUCAGGGAGAUUGUGAGAAUCCUUGGUCGACCAUCCCGAGAAGAGUUAGAUAAGAUAAAUGCCCUUCACACUGAUAUGAAUUUGGCAAAUACGAAGCCUGUACCAUGGGAGAAGGUGUUUCAGCGACAACUUCCUCCUGAGGUGUAUGAUUUGUGUGGAAAGAUCUUUAAAUAUCUUCCCGAUCAACGCAUAGCCCCAUUGGAGGCCCUUUGUCAUCCACUCUUUGAUGAGCUACGUGAUCCCGCUACGCGGCUUCCGAAUGGCAAUGAGCUUCCUUCGCAUCUGUACCGCUUCUUACCGGAGGAGAUUAAUGCCAUGACAGAGGCACAGAAGGCACACUUAUUGCCGAAAAAGUGA